AUGGAGUCAGCCGAGGUUCGACAGCGCAAGCCACCGACCGCCAAGGGUACCGGGGAGCUUCAGAAGCCCUCAACAAAUCCACCCUCUGAACCUCGUCUCAAACAUGGAAUUCCCAUGCAAAUACUGCGUUCGCUGCUGUUAAUAACAUGGGCGGAUUGUUGUAUAAUCGCAAUCUGCGCAACACAGCUGAUCGGUGCCCCACUGUAUCUCAUCCACAGACGUUACUAUUAUGCGUACAUGGCAUAUACAAAACAAUGUUUUGCACUGGUCCUCUCAGCUGUCACCCAAUGGGGCUCCCCGACACUUUUCCGGGUCAGUGGUGAUGCUAGCGUGCGUGGACAAAUCCAUCUAUCGAAAGAUGGAUUGCUGGAGACGAGGUUCCCAGAGCGUCUCGUCAUGAUCUCAAACCACCAGGUCUACACGGAUUGGAUCUAUCUGUGGUGGGUUGCAUAUACCAACCAAAUGCAUGGCCGUAUCUUUAUCAUCUUAAAAGAGUCGCUCAAGUAUAUUCCCAUCGUGGGCACUGGCAUGAUGUUCUACGGAUUUAUCUUCAUGGCUCGCAAGUGGGCAUCUGACAAACCAAGGCUGCAGCAUCGCUUAGAGAAGCUGAAGACAAGCUACACUGGCUCAAAUUCUGCUCGCCCGCACUACGAUCCUAUGUGGCUCCUUAUUUUCCCCGAGGGUACAAAUUUGUCGCUCAACACCAAGAGACGCAGCGAUGUUUGGGGAAAGAAACAGGGACUUCCCUCGUUUGAACACAUGAUUCUCCCACGGUCUACAGGACUAUUUUUCUGUCUUCAGCAGCUGCGAGGAACCGUAGACUGGGUGUAUGACUGCACCAUAGCCUAUGAAGGACCACCAAAGGGAAGCUAUCCUGAUAAAUACUUCACACUUCGCUCCACAUAUCUGCAAGGACGACCGCCAACUUCAGUGAACAUGCAUUGGAGACGUUUCCAGAUCUCAAAGAUUCCCCUUGAUGAUCAGAAGGAGUUUGAGGUCUGGUUAACAGCACGCUGGGCCGAAAAGGAUGAACUCAUGGAUCAAUACUUCGAAACUGGCCGCUUCCCAUCGGAGUUGGCCGGUUCGAUCAAGGUUGGCCAUGCCGUAGAUGGUCAGCAGGCUGCUGCUUCGGCCGGAUAUGUCGAGUCCUAUGCUCGCUUACAUCACUGGAGUGAGCUUGUUCUUAUCUUCGUGGUGCUGGUUAGUCUUGCUUGCUCCUGCAAAGUUGUAACAAGUUGGUUGCAAUGA
Penicillium paradoxum is the source of this 1248-nucleotide messenger RNA. Its product is annotated as lysophospholipid acyltransferase family protein. Gene Ontology annotation, cellular component: endomembrane system. The record is from RefSeq and is a predicted model, not a curated record. Gene Ontology annotation, molecular function: acyltransferase activity. The coding region runs from base 1 to 1248 and encodes 415 amino acids. The transcript has 2 exons. Lineage: Eukaryota; Fungi; Ascomycota; Eurotiomycetes; Eurotiales; Aspergillaceae.